UCUGUUUCACUGCUAAACAACAAACUGCAUCAGACAGAGAGUCAGAGGGCAGGUGAUGCACAGAGAAUGUGUCCUGUGUUGCUAUUGGUGGCUGUAAUCGUAGUGGGCGUGGCCAGAGGAGCUGAAAGUCAAUGCUGGGACCAUCCCGUCUGUCAGGAGGUCAACUCAGAGAGGAGCAUGAUGGAGUGUAUUCAGCUUUGCCACUUUGAAAACAACGAGAAGCCCAUCAUCCCUGGUGAUGCCCACCUGCAGCCUCCUCCCCCAUCGGGCCCUCUUUCUCUUUUACCUUUCCCUCCACCCUUCUUCUCCUCUCCUCAGGCCAAACGCUCCUACUCCAUGGAGCAUUUCCGCUGGGGGAAGCCUGUUGGGCGAAAACGCCGCCCGAUUAAAAUCUAUACCACCAACGGUCUGGAGGAGGAGUCGGCGGAGCUUUUCCCCGGUGAGAUGAAAAAGCGGGAGCUCGCUGGUGAGAUGAUGACGAUGGACGAUAACGAGGGGAAGUUAGCAGAGGGGGGCCAGGAGGAGGCGCCAGAUGACAGCCACGAGAAAAAAGAUGAAAUGUACAAGAUGAAGCACUUUCGCUGGGGCGGCCUGCCGGCAAGCAAGCGUUACGGCGGGUUCAUGAAGAGCUGGGACGAGCGCAGCCAGAGGCCGCUGAUCACGCUCUUCAAAAACGUCAUCAACAAAGAAGCCCAGGAGGAGAAGAGGGAGCAGUGAGGAGAGAGAAAAGAGGGAGGGAUGGAGAGAAGACGAGCAGACAGAAAAGUUUUAUUCACAACUGCAAACAAGUCCUGUGACCAAAUACAAGAUGUGUUUUUGUCAUUGCCACAUUAUGACAGGGUUAUUAAUCCAUGAUGUCAUACGUCCAUGAGCAGCAAAUAUGAAAUUAUUUGAAUAGCCCAGUUGUUACCCCAACACGGUAACCACCAAAUAUUAACAGAUCCAAUCAGCCUUUCUGUACAAAACAACAUUGGGGCUGCUUUCCAUUUGUUUUAGCUGAAUAACCAAGGGAAAGAGAGUGGUCUCAUGUCACUCAGGUUAAUAAUGUUGUCU
This is a messenger RNA of Neolamprologus brichardi, 1053 nucleotides long. RefSeq names its product pro-opiomelanocortin-like. Gene Ontology annotation, molecular function: neuropeptide hormone activity. Gene Ontology annotation, biological process: neuropeptide signaling pathway. The record is from RefSeq and is a predicted model, not a curated record. Lineage: Eukaryota; Metazoa; Chordata; Actinopteri; Cichliformes; Cichlidae. Gene Ontology annotation, cellular component: extracellular region.